UAAAUUUUUGGUGAAACAUUGUGAAAUGCACGACCUUCCUUUUCGUUUAAAAGGUGAAGUUGUGAAGGGAUUCGGAAGAGGUGGAAAGGAGUUAGGGAUUCCCACUGCUAACUUUUCGGACUACGUGGUUGACAAUUGUUUACCGAAGUCCAUUCAACAGGGGAUAUACUUCGGUUGGGCCUCGUUAAAUGGAAAGAGACCGCCUUUAAAGAUGGUCACAAGCGUAGGAUGGAAUCCUUUUUAUCAAAACACAAAAAGAUCCAUAGAAACACAUAUUUUGCAGCACUUCGAGGAAGACUUUUACGGAGAGGAAUUACGAAUUGUUUGUGUCGGCUACAUUCGCGAUGAGGCCGACUUUGAGUCUGUUGGUUCACGAGAUUUUGUAUAUUAAUUUUAUUAAUAGUUAUUUUCUUGCUUUUAUAGCGUGUUAUUCCAAGUUACUAAACCCAUACUGCCGACCAAAAUAACUGACUCUUAUUUAAAGAAGAGUUAAUCGGAGCCAUACAGAAAGACAUUGAAGUCAGUAGGAAAGCUCUUGAGGAAAACUUUUCACACUUUAAAG
Molecule: messenger RNA, 562 nt
Organism: Zophobas morio
Lineage: Eukaryota; Metazoa; Arthropoda; Insecta; Coleoptera; Tenebrionidae
Product: riboflavin kinase-like
Exons: 4
Coding region: 26-391 (121 amino acids)
Biological process (GO): riboflavin biosynthetic process; FMN biosynthetic process
Cellular component (GO): mitochondrion
Molecular function (GO): riboflavin kinase activity
Source: RefSeq, a predicted model, not a curated record